This is a messenger RNA of Hordeum vulgare subsp. vulgare (domesticated barley), 1170 nucleotides long. Its product is annotated as transcription factor MYB77-like. The record is from RefSeq and is a predicted model, not a curated record. Gene Ontology annotation, cellular component: nucleus. The transcript has a single exon. Lineage: Eukaryota; Viridiplantae; Streptophyta; Magnoliopsida; Poales; Poaceae. Gene Ontology annotation, molecular function: DNA-binding transcription factor activity, RNA polymerase II-specific; RNA polymerase II cis-regulatory region sequence-specific DNA binding. Gene Ontology annotation, biological process: regulation of DNA-templated transcription. The coding region runs from base 103 to 963 and encodes 286 amino acids.
CCAAUCUCCUCCCCUCCGACAACCACCACCACCGCUCGCCUCGCCGCCGUCCAUUUCAAUCGCAGCAGCCAGCCAGCCAGCCAGGCAGAUCGAUCAAUCGUGAUGGAGGGGUGCGACCGGAUCAGAGGCCCGUGGAGCCCGGAGGAGGACGGCGCGCUGCGGCGGCUGGUGGAGCGCCACGGCGCGCGAAACUGGACGGCCAUCGGCCGCGGGGUGCCCGGCCGGUCCGGCAAGUCCUGUCGCCUGCGGUGGUGCAACCAGCUCUCGCCCGGGGUGGAGCGCAGGCCUUUCACGGCCGAGGAGGACGCCGCCAUCGCCCGCGCACAUGCCCGGCUCGGGAACAGAUGGGCCGCCAUCGCGCGCCUCCUCCGCGGCCGCACCGACAACGCCGUCAAGAACCACUGGAACUGCUCCCUCAAGCGCAGGCUCGCCGAUGUUGGCGUUGCAGAGGAGGAGGAGCGGCCGUGCAAGCGGGCCAGCGUCAGCCCGGAGAGCACGUCUGGAUCCGGGUCGGACCGCAGCGAUCUCAGCAAUGGAGGCGUGUUGAACUUCGGGCUCGGCCAGGUUUACCGGCCGUUGGCGCGGACCGGCAGGUUCGAGCCGGCCGACUGCGCCAUGAGCCAGCGACACGAGGUGGAGCUGGAGGAGGAGGCGGAGGACCCGCUCACCUCGCUCUCCCUCUCGCUCCCGGGCACGGACGCUCACGGGUUCCGCCAUGACAGCUCCCACAGCCACUUCCACCAGCCGUCUCCCUCCCCGUCGCCGCCACCCGCUCCGGCGCCGACGUCGUAUCCGUUUAGCCCCGAGUUCGCGGCGGUGAUGCAGGAGAUGGUCCUGGACGAGGUGCGCAGGUACAUCUCUGGCGUCGGGUGCAGCGCCAACCUGCCGUCGAUGCCGCAGGUGGUGGACGGCGUGAUGCGCGCGGCCGCGGAGCGCGCCGGCGGACUCGCGAGGAUGCAGUGACCUGUGACCAAGAUCAAAUCGACCAAUCCGAUCGAUCAGUCUAGCACAGCCGCCAUCUGCUCAGUGGUCUUGCUUCAUUUCGUUAGGAUCUGAUGAAGUCUGAACUGAAUUAGCAAUGGGAGAAAGAACAGGCAAAGCCGCUUUGCUUCUUUCUUUCUUUCUGUAUAUACAAACAUAUGAAAUAGAAACGAAAACAUGCAUGUCCAA